CUUCACCGAAUCGGCACUUGCCAUCUCGUUCGCCAGAUGGUUAAACAGGAGUCAUUUUUAGAAAGUACCAGUCUAGCCUCCUCUUUUACCCAACACACCGAUUCUUAAACGAAAGCCUGACCUAGUCCUCGCCCUGUGUCGCCGCAUUUUGACGUCGCUCUUGCAGAUUCUGCGACAUCUGCGUGCGGAAUCGAGAUGACCCAGAAUUGCUUGCGAAUCUGGAUAGAUUCAGCGCGCGUCUCCGAGCCAUGACGAGACGCGAUGGGAGAGGUGGGCGGGGAUGGGAAGAGUACUACGACGGAUUAGUAGUGAAUGCUGUCUUUUAGCUAGCGCCGCAAUUGUUUGAAUGGGGGGAAGAGUUGAAGUCUGUACGCUCGGAUCGUGGUUUUUUUUGUGAACGUGGAGUCAUUGGAUUCUUUUCCCUCUAUUGGUUUCCGUUUUUGAAACGUGUGCACGGCCGUGUGAGGGAUGUUGUCGUUCCGCCCCUGUUUUGAGUCUGUUGGGUGUAGGGUUUAGUAAAUGGAAGCUGCGUAGCUUCAGUGAUGCAGGUUUUUGAGCUCAAAGUUGUUUUCAGAAUUCCUGGAGAUGAUGAAAUAGGUUUAAAGAGUAAUUAAAGUGGCUUCAAGCUUUUAUGUUUUUUUGAAUAAGCUGGAGAAUGCAAUUUGAAGUUGGGAGACUGAUAGCGUUUUGGAAGUGCACCGAGUGCAACUUGGUUUCACUAACCGUUCGUUUCAGCGAGUAUGGUAGAAGAGUACCAAUCCUUAGACGUUCAGAAAUUAUAUGGUUUUCUGUUGUGCAUUCUGAUUAGUACCUCCUCCUAGUUGAUGCAAUAUAUUAAGGAUCAUGAGGAUUUCUAAACGCGCGCAUUGGGCUGCGUGGCGCCUCUACUCAUCACUUUCUCAAAAUGCAGCAAGGGUUCGCCCAUUGGCGUCCCUUCACCAAUGUGAACCUGGAUUUCUAGGUCCUCAAAGGCCUCAGGAGCGGGUGAAAGAUACUUCACCCAAGAACUCUUCAUCUAUUCCCCUGCGUCAUUUCUUGUCCUGUUCUGCAAGGAGCUGGCCCGUUUCUUAUGUUGCUGUGCCGGGGAAAAUCGUUCUCAGCAACGUUUUUUCACUUGCGAGCAGUCCACUCUCCACAGAACGACGAGUGGAGGAGGCAGAUGGAUCGGGGCAGAUGUUCGGAACUAGUGGACGUACAGAGCAGAGUCAGAACUCUGAGAGUGAAUGUAGUCCCAGUCCUCCCGUUGACACCAAAGGAGUUAACGCUUCAGGUUGGAGCAAGGAAGAGGUCGUAAACUGGCCGAACGCGAUCUCCAUCAGUCGGCUUCUAUCUGGUCCCUUGCUAGCAUGGAUGAUAACGCAGGGUUUAGCGAAAUCUGCGCUUAUCUGCUUAGUGAUAGCCGGAGGAAGUGACUGGCUCGAUGGUUACAUGGCGCGUCGGCAGGGGAUCAACUCAGUUCUCGGAUCUUACCUUGAUCCACUUGCUGAUAAGGUUCUAGUGGGUUGUGUGGCUGUAUCAAUGGCAUAUUCUGGUCUCUUACACCCUGCCUUGGUUGCGCUGAUUGUAGCCCGUGAUGGUGCCCUUCUGGUUGGCUCUUUCGUCUACCGUGCAUAUUCACUCCGUUGGCAGUGGUCAGGCUUGGGGGAGUUCUUCAAAAUUGGAAAAGGUGGUGUGGAGAAGGUUGAACCUCUAUAUAUAAGCAAGGUGAACAUGGUGCUGCAACUGGCGCUUGUUGGCACUGCUCUCAUGCUCCCAGCCUUGGAGAUGCAGGAUACAUAUUCCCUUGUCCCUAUUCUGAGCUGGUCAGUGGUGGCAACUACGACACUGUCCUGGGCAGGAUAUGGUUGGAUAUAUUUUCGAAGACCAGUUCCAACGCUACUUGGUGGAGUUACACACCUUCCUCAGCGGGCAAAUACUCGUGUUGCUGGACCAAGCUCUCGGAAGAUGGAAACUUUUAAUCGUAGUUGAGUGCACAGAAUAUAUAGUAUUAUGCAAUGGAUGAUAGCAAGAACCAGGCUGCGUUGUAUAGCUUUUAUUUUGUGAGCUAAAUACUAUCUUAGGUAGCGCCUUAAUUGAGCACGUCUUCGUUAUCUUCAUUCCUGGCUUUUAUUCUUAAGUAAAAUCGCUGAGUGGAAAGAUCCACAUGUAUUGGACGGGGAUUCCAAUGCCUCAAGUUCUGCUUAAAAUUGAAGCAGUGGGAGGAGAAGAUCCAGCGGCUUUGUAGGGUCUGCUUCCAAAUCCUAGUUUUGGUUUCGCCUUAUCAAAUACAAUUUGAUUUACAUAUCAAAAUGGCGUUUUCCAGGCCCGUCUUUUUUUUA
This is a messenger RNA of Physcomitrium patens, 2318 nucleotides long. Its product is annotated as cardiolipin synthase (CMP-forming). Gene Ontology annotation, biological process: cardiolipin biosynthetic process. Gene Ontology annotation, molecular function: cardiolipin synthase (CMP-forming) activity; CDP-diacylglycerol-glycerol-3-phosphate 3-phosphatidyltransferase activity. Lineage: Eukaryota; Viridiplantae; Streptophyta; Bryopsida; Funariales; Funariaceae. Gene Ontology annotation, cellular component: membrane; mitochondrion. The record is from RefSeq and is a predicted model, not a curated record.